Messenger RNA from Neltuma alba, 1206 nucleotides. Its product is annotated as alpha carbonic anhydrase 1, chloroplastic-like. Bases 227 to 1021 code for a protein of 264 amino acids. The transcript has 5 exons. Lineage: Eukaryota; Viridiplantae; Streptophyta; Magnoliopsida; Fabales; Fabaceae. The record is from RefSeq and is a predicted model, not a curated record. Gene Ontology annotation, molecular function: carbonate dehydratase activity; zinc ion binding. Gene Ontology annotation, biological process: one-carbon metabolic process.
UAUGACUUCUCAAGAUUACAGCCCCUCAAGAAACUAUGUAUCUGCGAAAAUGUAAUUCUAUAAAUAUAUACCGUUUAGCUGCUCCGAUCACACCAUCGAACAGUUGUGACUAGCAGUGCCUGCAACAAGAAGUACGUACAGGAGAAAAUGCUAGUGUCUUCGUCUAUAAGCUAAUCAAAAGAAUAAACACGACAUAGCCAUCCCCAUCCAUUCGAACCUAUCAACAAUGGCCAUGAGGAUUUUCUUCUUAAUCCUUUCCUUUGCAUUGCUCGCUCUUUGUACUUCCGCAGACCCGGUUAAUUUUGGCUAUUAUGGUGCAAAUGGUCCUCAGAAAUGGGGCAGCUUAAGUCCAAGUUUCUCAGCUUGCUCAAAAGGGAAAGCUCAGUCCCCUGUGGACCUUAGGAAGGAGAAUAUCGUGUACAGUAAGCAAUUGAAGCCCUUGGAACGACACUAUCAUUGUUCAAACGCCUCACUAGUUAACAACGGAUUCAACAUUGGGGUUCAUUUUGAAGGGAAAGUGGGUAAUUUGAGAAUAGAUGGUCAAGAUUUUUACCUGAAACAGAUGCAUUGGCAUUCUCCUUCAGAGCACCGAGUUAGUGGGAAGCAAAUGGAGGCGGAACUGCAUCUAGUACACCAGAACGAAGAAGGAAGCUUUGCAGUUGUGGGAGUGCUGUAUAAAUUGGGUGAUUCAGAUCCUAUCAUCUCCAAGAUGGAGAAGAAGUUAGUUGAGUUGGCGAAUGAGAGCUCAGCAGGCUACGAGGGUGUCCAUAUUGAUCUUGGAACCUUUAAUGCAAGGCAUGUGAAGUUAAGGGCUCGAAGCUAUUACAGAUAUAUGGGUUCUCUGACCACUCCUCCAUGCAAAGAGAUCGUGACGUGGACCAUUCUGGGCAAGAUGAGGUCAAUCUCCAUUCAACAGGUCCAUCUUCUCAAGGCACCUCUGAGUCCUCAGUUCAAGAACAAUGCACGGCCUGUCCAGCCCCUCGAUGGCCGCAAAAUUCUCAAGUACACAGUUCAAGCUUAACAUGGCUCCCUAUUGCUUCCCCUGUUAAGUAGUAGACUGUCUUAGCUUUAAUCCUUUUAUUAUGAACUUUGAAUGCUCUCACAAUUACUCGGCUCGAGGUACUCCAGCUACUAAUCUUGAACUUUCACUUCCUGGCUAUGAUAUCGUAUAGAUUAUGUUAUGAUAAUAAUUAUCACUUCAAAAUA